ACUGAGUGUGGAGAAUCGUGCAAGAUGACUUUACGAACAACGUAGAAAUCUCAAUGUCAGGACGUUCUAAAAGGCCAGCCUUUCCAUGGUUAUAUAAUGGACUCAGGUUGGUCUCGGUUCAGAGCUUUGUACGAUUAUAAACCUCAAGAUGACAACGAAAUCGAGAUUUCUGUUGGCGACAUCUUGAUAGUUGCUAAACCAAUCCCUGACCCGAAUGGGUGGUUACUCGCUCAAAAUGAWCAAWCUAACCRAAUGGGCGAUGUACCCGGUACUUACUUGGAAUACUUAGAUGAUAUUGAAGAACUUGAACCAGAACCUGAGCCUGAACUACCGCCUCCAAGGCCGCCCAAACCAAAACCAGGUGAAGACUUUGUUUGGGGUCAUAGUAAGGAGUAUUACAAGUGUCAAGAUUGUGAGCUCACAUUACAUUUAAACUGUGCUGUAAAUUUAAGCCAGUUUACUUGUAGCAAGAAAGAUGACACUACUGAAGAAGAAGCAUACGAGCAGCUAGUAGCAUCUUUUGAAGAAUGGACAGUGGAGAAUGUUCUGUCCUGGUUGGCCAUCACCAAUCACUACAUAUAUGCAAAUGUGUUCUUAGAUUAUGGAAUAAAUGGCUCAAAACUGCAGUUAUUAAAUGAAGAAAGCUUAGUACACAUGGGUAUUGAAGAAAAAUCCCAUCAGCUGUCUUUGUUGUAUGCUAUUAGAGAGCUGUUUGAUGGGGAUUCUCCCCAGAAACAAUCCAGCAGUUUUACUGGUUUUCACAGAGCACCAAAAGUAUUUGGCAAAGACCUUGGUGAUCAGUUCCAUCCAUCAAGYCAACCAGCACCAGUGGUGGUAAUGAAAUGUGUUCAAGCUAUUGAACAAAGAGGGCUAAGAGUAGAUGGAAUCUAUAGCAUUGUACCUAUGAGCCAUGGCAAGUCAUCCUUGCAUUCAGCGCUCAAUCAAAAUCCUGGUCAAGUAUUGAUGACUGAUCAAGAAUGGUGCGACCCACUUGUGAUAGCAGCAGUAUUAAAAAUGUACUUCCAGGAAUUACCAACUUGUCUUUUCACUGAAGAGAAAUAUGAUGAGUUUAUACACGUCUCACAAGGACCCAGUCGAAGAUUCCGAAAGUGAAGAUGCAAUUAUCGGAAGACUUGAAAAUAUGCACAAAGAACUUGAAACCAAGUCUAAUAAAUAUGAAGAACUGCAAAAAGAAUAUGAAUCUAUGACCGAGACGGCUAACGAGCUACAAAUGUUAAAAGACGCUCACUGCUCGGUCAUCGCAGUCAUCGAGGAACAAAUGGUGAUCCAUGAAUCCUUCCAGAAAGAUGCUCCUCCCCAGUCACGUGCCGUCCUAAGACAGAAUUACGACCUACUGAAACAUCGAUUAAACGACGCAAGAUGUGAACUUUCCGAGUCUGAACGCGAACUGUCAAACACUUCAGAAAAGAGCCGUCAAACAGACCAACUGAUAAACACUCUUCGCGCUCAAAUCAUUGAACUUACAACCCARAAACAGAAUUGCAUGGAUAUUCUGAUGAACGAUAAAGGCUACACACAAGACGAAGUCAAAGAAAUAGUCAAUGAAGGUAUUCGCCAGGGAUGUAUUUACCAAGUACCAGACAUCGACUUAAGCGAAGAGAACUGGUGGUUUGGUAGUAUCGAUAGAAAUCAAGCGGGAUUUUUACUGAAGGACUGUCCCGAUGGUACGUUCUUGAUAAGAGACAGUAUUCACCACCCAGGGACAUAUUCCGUCACUCUUUCGUUCGACUUCAUCCCUCGCCAUAUUCAUAUUAUUCAAGGUGCAAAUGGUUGCUAUGGUUUCAACGAGGACUAUGCGAUUUAUCGUACUAUAAAAGACCUGGUUCAACACUACCACAACAACACACUACAAAAACACAAUAGRCAUCUCGCCACUAAACUAGUCUAUCCUUUGAGAUUUUUCAAAAAGAAUGUAUAGUUGAUUGACAAGUCAGUGCGUGACACAAACAUUAGAGWAUGCCAAAACGUGACAUUAUUCGUGAUUAUCACAUUGCGUGACAUGGAAUUUGACACGUGAUCAUGACAAUCAAGAUUGCUUUAUGAACUUCGGAUUUGGUGAGAUUGAGCKCACAGGAUCCUGGCAGUGCGUGRCAUGAUCGUGACAUCAAGUGAUUGAGUGRCAURAAUGCURUAGUGUCAUUGCGUGACAAAUGUAACGUGAUAAGCAAUCUAAACCAUUCGAGAAAUGGCGAUACCAAAUUAGGUAACCGUUACGCCUGACCGAAGACCUCACACUUUUAGUAUCAAAAGUUGUCCAGAUAGUGCCAUAUGUUUAUCGAAAGGGAUCCCAAACGUUUCGUGAAAAUACGCGGGCAGUUUUCUGAAAAACGAGAUUUUUUUGUGAAAAUUACUUUCAUAAAGUACUGUCUGACUAAAGACUCCGUGUAGCUCAGUUCUACCUGGUGGAUAAAACAAUGGAUUCUAAUUACCAAGAGAGCAAAAAUCUUUUGUUUUGUCAUUCAGAUGAAGCUGGUUUGRCGUCACAUGCGAGAGGUUUCUAUAACUUAGUAWCGKUGAAUGACUAUUUUAGAUAUUAUGAUGGAAUUGGUCUCUAAUGCCAGUCCGUAUUAUCGUUUACUACAAUUUGAUUUGCCAUUAUUCAAAGUAGCUUAUUGUCGGAGUAGGUUUACCCAUAUGAUUUCAAUGUAGUUCGUAUUAUAAUUCUACUACACAACAUGCUCAUGAAUAUCAGGUUGACUGUUAGCUCGUUAUGCAUUGAGAGAAAGCGUUGCGUGACAUUGAGUCGAUAGUGUUGCGUUACAGUACUAUAAACUAUCUUUUUAAAUAACUAAAUGCAUUCAAGUAUUUUUUUGUAUUAUGCUCUUGCAAAGAGAAUAGCAUUGCAAUAAUUAUGAUAACUAAAGCUAUAAUUAAAUGCAUAGUCCAGUGUUUUUCCAA
Molecule: messenger RNA, 2919 nt
Organism: Exaiptasia diaphana
Lineage: Eukaryota; Metazoa; Cnidaria; Anthozoa; Actiniaria; Aiptasiidae
Product: phosphatidylinositol 3-kinase regulatory subunit alpha
Biological process (GO): signal transduction; regulation of GTPase activity
Molecular function (GO): GTPase activator activity; protein binding
Source: RefSeq, a predicted model, not a curated record